Anoplopoma fimbria (sablefish) is the source of this 783-nucleotide messenger RNA. Its product is annotated as F-box/LRR-repeat protein 3-like. The record is from RefSeq and is a predicted model, not a curated record. Bases 1 to 783 code for a protein of 260 amino acids. Gene Ontology annotation, molecular function: protein binding. The transcript has 3 exons. NCBI's taxonomy places the organism in Eukaryota, Metazoa, Chordata, Actinopteri, Perciformes, Anoplopomatidae.
AUGAAACAAGGUCUGCAAGGGAAUGAACAGGAGGACGGAGGUGGCACCAGCAGUGGGUCUCAGGAGACUCUUAAACGGUCACGCAAGCAGAGGAGGGAAAAAGAUUUGGAGGAGGAGGGAACCCGCUGGGGGUGCCUGCCUCAGGAGGUCCUGCUCCACAUCUUACAGUACCUGCCUCUGCUGGAUCGGGCUUACGCUUCUCAGUCUGUUCAACAGUCUCACUUCCUCUCAGCGCUGACGGUGGUCUUUGUCAACUCCAAAUCCUUGUCCUCCCUGAAGAUCGAUGACACACCUAUAAAUGACCCCAACUACCAUUUGCUGAGUGAUGAGCUUCUCAUUUCCCUCUCCUCCAAGAAGCACGUUCACUUCGAGCACCUUCGCAUCGACGUGGUCAGUGAGAAUCCUGGCCAACAGUUCCACAUCAUCAAGAAAUGUAGCUGGGACGCCAUGGUGCGCCACUCUCCUAAAUUUAAUCUGGUCAUGUACUUCUUCCUCUAUGAGGAUGAGUUCGACCCGUUCUUUCGUGAUGAAAUUCCCGUCACGCAUCUGUACUUUGGACGCUCAGUCAGUAAAGACGUGCUUGGACGCGUUGGGCUCACCUGCCCUCGUCUGGUCGAGCUGGUGGUGUGUGCCAACGGGCUGCGGCCGCUGGAUGAGGAGCUGAUCCGCAUUGCCCAGAGCUGCAAAUUGUGUCCAGGUUUUUUUUGGUGGAGCAGAUGUAGAAACCCAAUGAUGACGUCAGACCUCCCCCACGUGGGCGGCCUGAACAAGGUGCGGGUGUAA